AUGCGAUUCAAGUGCGUGUCUAAGUACUGGAAAUCUCGAUUCUCCGAUCCUUACUUCACAAAGAAACACUUCCGCUACGCAGAGCUUGGCAUCUCCGAGAACACCUACAGGCUUCUUCACUCGUUGAACCCUCCUCAAUCUCUAGACCUCCAAGCACUCAAGAAUAUCAAGCAUCACAAUGACGGCAGUUUCGCCAACGGACACCUUGGUAUUCCCGAACUACUCCGCAAGUCUUGUCCUCGCAAGGGUAUUGUUGGUAGCUGCAAUGGUCUAAUAUGUGUUAUAGUAGCUGGGACUACACUGUCUAGAGGGGACCAACCAAACCAUUCAUGUUUUUACUCUAAAAUCGAGUUCGUGGAAUGUUCACCUAUUCCUGAUCCUGUUAGGAUAGUUGGUCGGGGGUUCUUUCUGAAUGGAGCUUUGCACUGGUUAGAUCAGGGAAAUCGUCAUAAAAUUUGGUGUUUUGAUUUGGUGGAGGAGAAGUUUCAUGACAUGAUUCCAUUACCUGAUGCUGAUAUUCGCUUUGAGCGAUUUCACGGUUUGAGAGUAGUUAGAAAUUGUCUUUGUGUGUUUAGUCACUUGGUUAGGGAUGGUGUUAGGAUAAUUUGGUUGAUGAAGGAGUAUGGAGUCAAGCCAUCUUGGACUGAAGUUGUAAGUGGUGAAUAUGUUCAAGAAUAUUAUCAGGAAUUAUCAAUUGAGUUUUAG
This is a messenger RNA of Argentina anserina (silverweed cinquefoil), 705 nucleotides long. RefSeq lists its product as uncharacterized. The transcript has 3 exons. The coding region runs from base 1 to 705 and encodes 234 amino acids. Lineage: Eukaryota; Viridiplantae; Streptophyta; Magnoliopsida; Rosales; Rosaceae. The record is from RefSeq and is a predicted model, not a curated record.